Molecule: messenger RNA, 621 nt
Organism: Fusarium redolens
Lineage: Eukaryota; Fungi; Ascomycota; Sordariomycetes; Hypocreales; Nectriaceae
Exons: 2
Source: RefSeq, a predicted model, not a curated record
AGUUUGAGGUUCCUUUUUGCGAGCGUCAUCCUCUGGACCUUUCAGACACAGCUAGCCUUGCAGAUUAUUGCGAACCGACUGGGCUUGGUCAUGGUUAACAGGAAGAGAGCCAAGUACUUGAAAUUGUCUCUCCUUGUUACUGUCGGCCUCAUUAACAUUACAAUUGCUUGCAUAUGGAUACCUGCCCGUCUGACCCAGUCAAAGAAAAUGAUGCACAUCAAUGACAUUGCGGAUCGUACUGAAAAAGUGCUAUAUCUGUCGAUGGACCUUGCCCUGAAUUCAGCAUUUCUACAUAAGGUUCGGCGUGAACUAAUAGCCGAAGGACUUACAAAAUAUAAGCUGCUCUUUAACUUCAAUGUCAGCGCCGUUGUCGUCUCUCUAUCCAUGGAUAUCUUAAUCAUAGCCAUGAUGUCAUUACCGAACCCUUUCCUCUAUGCCACUUUUCAUCCAGUUGCCUAUAGUGUCAAGCUUAUCAUCGAAAUCACAAUGGCAGAUCUGAUUGCGAAGAUAGUCCGAAGUCAGCAGGAGCUAAAUAGCUACCCGAGUAUUACCAACACUAGCGUUACAAGGCCCGAUGAACUACAUACGAGGGAUCGCGCUGCUUAUGACAGUGAGAUAUAG